CCAAUGCGCGCCUUUUGAUGCUUUUAAUUCUCGUUAGCUGUCUGUGCUUCUUCUUCGUGGCUUAAUGGUGCAGCGCAACACACCGACGGAGAAUACCGAUUUCGGACCACUUCGGCCUUUCACUCGGCUGUGUCUCCUGUGAGCUGAUGCAAAGCGGACGAGUUUAUUCGGCGUCGAUGGGCUGAAAUAGGGGUGGGGGGUGAUAUUUUAUUUGCGCGUGUUAUGAUCAACGGGAAUGACACGUAUCCAGAAGAAGCCGUGUUUGUUUUGUGCACCAAUGAGGCAGGGGGUGGAUAGUCGCCACAGAGACGCUGGGCUCCGGCCAAACAUCUCUGCAUUCUAGCACCUAUUCCAUGCUCCGGAUUUGCAUUUGCUGCAUCGCCGAUCGACCGUGUUCUCUGGUCUCCAUUUUUUUUUUUUUUUUUUUUUUUUUUUUUUGCAAAGUGCAUGGUGGAUGGAAGAUGCAGCUGCUUUGAGGACACCCCCCUCCGGAUAUCAAUUCCUGCCAUGACAGGCAGAGGACUGCUCUCGACCGCGGCUCGGCCGGUUGUCGACGAGGCAGACUGAUUUGGGACGGUCGGUCGCAUCUGCGGAUGUUAUUCUGCCGGUGGAGCCUAUAAAAACUGUUCACUCAAAACAAGCCGCGAUUGUCACUCAGGGAAAGGGGAGAAAGAAAACAUGUCCUCUCGAUCUGCAUUACCGUCUGGAAACGACAGGAGUACUGGAGACCAUCAUGUGUUGCUGGGGGCCAGCCGUUCAGACAAGAGUACAAGUCAGUCCAGCCGUUCACUCGGUGCCCGGUGCAGAAACUCUAUCGCCUCCUGCUCUGACGAGCAGCCGCACAUCGGCAACUAUCGUUUACUCAAGACUAUCGGCAAGGGAAAUUUUGCCAAGGUCAAGCUGGCACGCCACAUCCUGACAGGCAGAGAGGUUGCAAUAAAAAUCAUAGACAAAACUCAGUUGAAUCCAACCAGCCUACAAAAGCUCUUUCGGGAGGUACGAAUAAUGAAAGGCUUAAAUCACCCCAACAUAGUGCAGCUGUUUGAGGUGAUUGAGACAGAUAAGACCCUUUACCUGAUCAUGGAGUAUGCCAGCGGAGGUGAAGUAUUUGACUACCUCGUGUCUCAUGGAAGAAUGAAGGAGGUUGAAGCCAGAGCCAAAUUUCGACAGAUUGUUUCUGCUGUCCACUAUUGCCACACUAAGAAUAUUGUCCACAGAGAUUUAAAGGCGGAGAAUCUCCUGCUGGAUGCCGAUGCCAAUAUCAAGAUAGCCGAUUUCGGUUUCAGCAAUGAGUUCACACUGGGAAACAAGCUGGACACAUUCUGUGGCUCGCCACCCUAUGCUGCCCCAGAACUUUUCCAGGGAAAGAAAUAUGAUGGACCCGAAGUGGAUGUUUGGAGUCUGGGAGUCAUCUUGUACACACUGGUCAGCGGCUCGCUGCCUUUUGAUGGGCAGAAUUUGAAGGAGCUGAGGGAGCGUGUGCUGAGAGGAAAGUACCGCGUGCCCUUUUACAUGUCCACAGACUGUGAAGGGAUCCUCCGGCGAUUCCUGGUGCUCAAUCCCGCCAAACGCUGCACCCUAGAUCAAGUCAUGAAGGACAAGUGGAUAAAUUCAGGGUAUGAGGGUGAGGACCUAAAGCCUCAUAUAGAACCUGUUGAAGACUACAGCGAUCCUGCUCGCAUAGAGGUGAUGGUUGGCAUGGGCUUCACCCCUGAUGAAAUCAAGGACUCUCUGCUCAAUCAGAAAUACAAUGAAGUCACUGCUACCUACUUACUGCUGGGCCGCAAAGGCGAUGAGGGCAGCGAGGCCCGCUCAGCCAGUACCCUGUCUUUGGCGAGGGUGCGACCGAGUCCUAUCACCAAUGGAACUAACAAACACUCUUCAACAGCUACUGGCUCCUCUUCUUCUUCCACCUCCUCUUCACACAGUAAGACACAGCGCAGUGCCUCCACUUAUCACAGGCAGCGACGACACAGCGACUUCUGCGGGCCUUCCAUGCCCGUCAUGCACCCCAAACGGAGCCCCACGAGCACGGGCGAGAGGGAGCUACGAGAGGGACGAAUGCCUUCCCGCAAGGCCAGUUGCAGUGUGAUGGGAAGCCACAGCCUCCCUCCAUCCAGUCCAAUGGUUAGCAGUGCCAACAACCCCAACAAGUCGGAGAUACCAGACCGCCGUAAAGACAUGACCGCCACCACAAAUAACAUCCCUGGAAGUGCUAUGACACGCCGAAACACAUACGUGUGCACGGAUCGCUCAGGAGCUGACAGGCACUCUCUCCUGCAGAAUGGCAAAGAUAACAGCUCCCUGGGCCACCGGAUGCCUGCAGCGUCUCCAUCCACACUCAGCAUUUCUGGGGCCGGAGCUGCAUCUUCCUCUUCUUCGGACCGAUGCCGCUUGACCCGAGGCUCCACCAUCCGCAGCACCUUCCACGGUGGACAGCUGAGGGACCGUGGCCCGCCGAUAUACUCAGCCCCGCCCACUUCACCUACCCUGUCCCACCAUGACGCCAGCCCGCUGCCCCACGCUCGCACCAGGGCAACCUCCAACCUCUUCACAAAGCUGACCUCCAAACUCACUCGCAGGGUCACAAAUGAAUCUGAGGGAAUCAGGAGAUUUGCGGUCACAAGUUGCCAUCUACCUGGGUAUCAAAAAGCGUCCGAGCCCAGGGCCGUCGGACGUGGCUGGGAUCUGAGAAGCAGUGGGCGGCGGGACCCUGCGGAGGUUGUAUUGGCUCUGCGGGAGGCAGCACUCGGAUGUGGCUGCCAGGUGCACCACGCCGGCCCCUUUCUGCUCUCCUGCACCCACGGCGUGGCAGGGGGCCGCGUGGCUUUUGAGGCCGAGGUGUGCCAUCUUUCCACGGGCGCCUCCGGGACUUCCAACGGGGUGCGCUACACACGACUCUGGGGUGCACCACUAGCUUUUCGGGACAUCGCCACCCAAAUAUCCAAGGAUCUUGAACUCUGAAUGGAGGGUGGGCUUGACCGUGGGUGCGGGGAUGUGUCAGUGUGUGCGCGAGUGUUUGAAAGGGUGCAGAGUUGGACGGUUUUGAAAUAAUGGAUCAGAGAAGUGGUAAGUUGAAUUCCAGAUGAAAUAACUCCUCUUUCUUGACUGUUGCACAGCGCGCGCGCACACACACACAAACACACUUGACCCUAACAAAGACACGCACACACUGAGGCAACUGCCCCUAACCCAAGCCACUCCCCACGUCCCCCUCCAUUCAACUUAACCCACUGGACCUGGAUCUGACUGAAUCUAGUUAAAUAUUUUUUACUACUACUCUAGCCAUAAUUAUAUUAUUUUUUAAUUUAUUGCUCUGAUGGUUGUUUUUACCCAUUCUUAUUUUUACUAGAUCAGAAAAACAUCAUUAAUUGUAUUUCACUGACCAGCCCAUCCUCUUUCUCAAUAUCGAUAUCUGUUCAUCUUUCCGUACACUAUUGAAUUUUUCAUAUACUUGUGGAUGUAACAUAUGGAGAUUGCUGGCUCCGUGUCAGCUAAGCAAUCAUGUUGUGUUGCUUUGAUUAGUCCACGUGGCAAUGUACAACAGUGGCGACCGCACUGGAUUAAGGUCAACGGGAGCAGGGUUGGCCAGUCAGAAGCUGACUAACACUAAUGAGUCUUCAGCUUAACGAGGUAGCGAGUUUGUGGCUUUUCAAUCACAUUUCCAGGUGGCAAAUGAGCGGAAAAAUGCAUUGAGUGGCAACUAAAAGGAUGCAGACGGCUCUUUUAAGAAAUUGAGCUUUUGUUUGAGCUUUUGUUGUUUUCAGGUCAAAUGUACGCAUAGGAUUUUCACACGCAGUUAUGCCACAAAAUAUUAAUACCCUAGCCAAAUUUGGGCUUAUUCAAUUUUGUUAUGACUGGAUCUCUUAAUUAAGGUGGCCGGGAAGUGUCGGGGAAUUUGCAAACGCUUGGCAAAAGGAAAAAACUGCGAAUGCCAAUGGCUACAAAAUGAGUGCAAAUAGUCGCAACGCGAAUGUAAAAUGACCACAACAGAGGUUAGAAGCAAACUUAAAAUUGUAGAUACUGUAUUUUUCGGACUACAAGUCGCACCUGACUAUAAGUCGCACCAACCAUAAAAUGCCCAACGAAGAGAAAAAAAACAUAUAAAUCGCACCGGAGUAUAAGUCGCAUUUUGGGGGACAUUUACUUGAUAAAAUCCAACACAUAGAACAGAUCUGUCAUCUUGAAAGGCAAUUUAAUAUAAAAAUACAAUAGAGAACAACAUGCUGAAUAGGUGUACAGUGCAUGAACAACGAAAUGCGAAUAUACUGUCCUCACCAGGACGCUACGGCUCGGUCCUGGCUAUACAGCAAGCUAUACUCCCAAAUGACGAUGCUUGACGUCCAUGUAAUUUGCGGGAUCAAUUUCGUCCCCGAUACCAAACAGGUUCGCGUCAAUGUAAAUAAAUGAUAAUUAGGUGCUGUUACAGCAAUGACACAAACGGUUAGCAUGCGUUCGCUAGCAUUAGCACAUCACUCAAACAACCACACAACUGGCUCUAAGUGUCCGAUCGUGGGUGGAAAACACACAACAACAACAGAAAAGAUGAUACACACAGGCGUUGCCUUUGUAUAAAUAUUUUACAGGCAUAAACAAUGAACGUAGGUUCGCAGCCGUUGUUUCUCUCUUGCUAACUCGCCCACUCACUCAAGCUGCGUAGCUGUCCGUCUUCUUCUGGCGCGUGAGCGGUCUUCUUCACGUAAACAAGUGCGAGUGCACCCUCACGUGGGCGUGAAAGCGCCAUAAACUAAAAGCAUGCAUUUCAAUAUAAAAAAAUCAAUAAUACAAUUGAACACACAUUGCCAAAGGCAGAACGCGAACGUGGCCAUAGCUUAAGAGUUAUUCAGGUAACUAUAGCAUAAAGAAAAUGCUAACAAGUUUACCAAACCAUCAGUGUCACUCCAAAACACCAAUAUAACAUGUGAAAUGAUAUCAUAAUGUGUUAAUAAUUUCACCCCCCAAAACCUUCACUGCAGAUCCGUGGUGUGGCACCAUUGUAAAUGGGCUGCAUGGAACCGUGUUGCACGACGCAAUCCAUCCCCUUCAUCCAGGUCAGUACUCAAACCCACUCCGCGUGGUGCGUCCAGCACGACAGGAGAGAACCCUAACCGCUAGGCCAAAAGCCCGCUAGCCAAGCCUCCAGUGCACUCUCUUGAAAGCAUCAGGAGGAAGGUUUCACAUGCAACGCACACAAUGGACCUGCGUGCACCCCUUAACGUAGGAAAUGUUUUCUCCACUAGAGGGCACUUAUAUGCAUAAGUCACAUCCAAACUGUAAAAAUACACUCAAGGUACAUUUUUCGACCAUUUGAUACUGAAAAAUACAAUUUAAUAAAAUCAAUAAAUAAUAAUAAAUUCAAAUUGAUUAGCAACAUUAUGAGGACAAAAUGCCAAAUAUUUUGACUUAAAAAAAAAAGAAAAUGAAUAGAACAAAAACGACAAUGUCACUGGACAGAGGGACAGUUUUUAUUUUUGAUGCAGGCAGUAUAAGCUCCUUUGCUGUGGUAUGGAGUUAUUUUGCACUGAGCAACUUGGUAUGCCACCUUAUAUGAUGCUAACAGUGCUCACUGGUUUACUGAUGUAACCCUGACAAAGCUGGACGUUUGUUGGCAAUACUAUUCUGCAUGUUUUCGUUGAAAAAAAAAUCAAGCGACUGAUUCUGUGUGAUUGGGGUCUAAUGUCUUUAGGUGGCGUCUUAAUUGAUUUUACUUUCCUGCUGUCCGCUUGAGACACAAUAAACAAACUGGUCUUUCCUCGUCUCCCACUGCAUUAAAAGUCACAACCAAAAGCCAAACGCUACAUACGCUUUCGUCAUAAUUCCUCGUCUUAGCUCUGCAUAUCUCCAGUGCUCGUUGCUGUGUGCUCUUGUUUGGUUCAAAAAUAAUACGCACACUCUGAAAAUGGAUGCGCCACUGCCACCCACUGAGUGGAUGUGCAAUUACAUUUUAUUCUAGAAGCCUACGGCAAAAAAGUAUGUUCUGCGAGGUCACAUGCGCCACGCCCUACCAUUUGAGAAGUACUGGUUUAGCCUAAUAUGAUCAAGUAAUAGGUUAUAGCACAGUAAAAUAAAAGUUUGUUUUUAACAGAAAAUCAGACAUUGUACGCAUUUACUCAUGGCCUGAGUAUUCUUUUUACAGAAUACUUUUUUACUUGUACUUGAGUAAAUUUUUUGGCUACUUUACCUACUUCUGCUAUUUCUGUCGUGGUCAUUUUAUGUUCAUGUUGCGACUAUUGCCAUCCGCUUUUUUGUUUAGGAACUUGGAAUGGUUUGGAAUUUGCUAAUGGCGUACCGCACUCAGCACGUCACUUUUGCUCAUUAAUAUUUAUGUCGUUAGCAAUUGUUGCUUGGCAGGUAAACCUCCCGUUUGUCCCUAAUAGUAACGGUAUGGAAAUAGUGUACGAACAAGAUGUUUACUGAGCUAAACCUACCAAUUCUGUCCGAAAAUGUCCAUGGUGCCAAAUUCACUGGUAAAGAUGUGGAAGAACAUACAAAUGUUGAGUUAAAGAGAUGGCUUGAGUGUCGAGAGCUUAAAAAGACAGGAAAAAGAGCUGACCUGAUCCAGAGGUAGCUUUUUUAUCGACACCUUUUUCUUGUGUGCAUUGCCUUUCACCACUGACAAUGACAUUCUCCUGUUUCGAAAAACUAUCCUUUACCACCAUAGUCCCUGCCUUUCUUAUAUAUUGUAUUCUUUGGUUGGCUUACGUCUGACUGUUCUUGGGGAUAAUUUACGUUGCUAUUUUUGUGUAGCGAUCGCAAAUGCUACUCAGUGACAGCCAACAAACACUUUUAAUUUUUUCAUUGAUAACAAAUUUUAAUUCUAUAAUUUAUUUACAAUUCCCCCUUACCAAAGUUGCUUUUUUUUACAACAGAAAACGUAACAACAGUGGCAGUCAGAUACCAUUUUAAUUUUUUUCAGGUCAUUGUCAGACAGAAGCAGCACGGCAAAACGCCACGCUAAAAAAUAAAUGAAAAUAUCAAAAUGGCCUCUUCGUCCUCUGUAGGACCAUGGCCCCCAACAAAAUGUUUACUGCAUAUGACGGGGAAUGGCUUCACCUUGCUGGCGUUAAACUGGGCUUUUGGACAUCUGCGCAAGUUGAUCCAUUCUUCAUAUUUUUUUCCUCCGAGUUUUUGACUUCGGAGAAAACAUCCUUCAGAUGUCAUGAUGUCUAGAGUCGUUUCUACAAGUUCCGUAGCAGCAGUGUUUCUCGGCAUGUUCUUUUUUGAAAGAUUACCGGUAGAAAACAAGCAGUAAUAACAUUGGUUUUGUGCGAGGGCGUGUCCAUGUUGACCCACUUCUGGGUUACGAUGGCGAAAUACAGCAUUCGUGCGGUACGCUGUUGCCUUCCUACACUUCCCGGUCACCGAACCUAAUGAUGCACAAGAGGAUAACAACUGUGCAAAGUUAUUUUAAGGGACAAUACGCAUCCAUUUAUUUUACAGGGUUAGCCUAUCCCCGCUGACCUUGGAUUGGUCGUAAGACAGUCACAGGGCAAGUACAGACAAUGAUUCACUAUAACACUGAAACCCAUAAGGCUGUUCAGUUAGUGUAGUGCAAAUGAUUGUGUUUCAUCAAAAUGGUCUGAUCAGGGCUAUUAAUUAUUUUGCAAAUGGCAAAUAUUAGCUUAAACUCAAUAAUUAUUUUACUAUUUUCUUUCUCAUUUUUAAGACAACUGUACCUUCUCGACGAACAAAUUUGCACUUCAACUUUAAUUUGUCCAGGGUAUGAAUAAUCUUGGGUUUAACUGUACAUAAAACAAAUUAAAGAAGCCGGAUUCCUCGUUAUCAUGCUUGUUCAGGGCAUCAGAAUUACCCAACCUGUCAGGGUGUGUCAUCACUUCACCUUUACUUCAAACACAUAGCACUUAUGACAGCAAUUCUGACACAUACUUGAGAGAAUCCGUCUAAUCUGUAGCCCUCGUUCACUUGGAUGUUUAUGAAGUGUGGUUUCACGGUGUCAUGGGCAGCUGAGGAUGUGGCGUGCCAUCGCUACUGGCUUACUUUCAGUGCAAUGCAGCACUUGCGCCCAACUCUGCUCUGUGCAGGGUCACCACAGUCAUUAACCAAAAAAGUGGAUGAGCCAAGUAGCAAAAUAUAUCAGAGCACACAAAUAACACUCCACCCUGUUCUUCUUGUUGUGGCACAGUAUAUAAACUUGUCUGUCCAUUCUUGAUGACUAUGGGCUGUUGCAUAUAAAAAGGAGUUCCUGGCCCUAACAGGCAUGAUGAAGGCAUUGUGGACAUUUUUUUUCUUGUUAGUCCAGUUGCCUUUAAAGUGAACUACCCCAGCGCCUUCACACAGUAUCUAUUUAAUGUACAAAAUGGAAGAAGCAGAAAGAGUCAAGACUGCUUUCUAUUCUGUUUUUAGUGAAUACCGUACUGUGAUAUUUAACGUAGGCUGCAGAGAUCAUGUCGUUUGGCUGCUGAUUUACUGUUAAUACUAUUUCUCAAAUGUGGCUUUUCUCAUGGUGACCCUAAUCAAACCAGGUCCGUGUAGUUUUUGCCCUUUCCUUUUUUCUUCUGAUUUCGGAAAACAAGCCUAUUUGAGUAACCCUAACCGUGUGUCAAUAAUAAGUGGGAAAUGGAUCAUCUUCCACCAGGUCAAAAAAAAUGAAGCCUGAAAAAUGAGCCUUAAUCUGUUAGUCCAUUAUGAGCUUUAUUGACAUUUCACAAAAGCUCCGCCCCCGCCCCUCAUUUAGGGUUGCUCAGCCGACCAAUGAGGCGUCGCAACAUGAACCCAUUAUACCAUUCAGAGGUAAUGAUACAAGGGAUGUCCCGAUCGCAUAUUUUUGCUCCCAAGUUCGAGUCACUUGAUUUUGAGAAUCUGCCCGUAUCGAGUCCCGAUCCGAUACAGAAUUUUUUUUUUUUUUUUUUAA
Molecule: messenger RNA, 8872 nt
Organism: Corythoichthys intestinalis (scribbled pipefish)
Lineage: Eukaryota; Metazoa; Chordata; Actinopteri; Syngnathiformes; Syngnathidae
Gene: mark4a
Product: MAP/microtubule affinity-regulating kinase 4a
Exons: 17
Coding region: 679-2964 (761 amino acids)
Biological process (GO): intracellular signal transduction; protein phosphorylation; microtubule cytoskeleton organization
Cellular component (GO): cytoplasm
Molecular function (GO): ATP binding; tau-protein kinase activity; protein serine/threonine kinase activity
Source: RefSeq, a predicted model, not a curated record